This is a messenger RNA of Westerdykella ornata, 1200 nucleotides long. RefSeq lists its product as uncharacterized. The record is from RefSeq and is a predicted model, not a curated record. The transcript has 3 exons. The coding region runs from base 1 to 1200 and encodes 399 amino acids. NCBI's taxonomy places the organism in Eukaryota, Fungi, Ascomycota, Dothideomycetes, Pleosporales, Sporormiaceae.
AUGGCCGAACCCACCCUCACGGUCAAGCUCCGCAACACGUACGUCGACCCGCCGACGACGCAAACCUUCGUUCUUCCCCGGAAUCGCGCAAUCGCUACAUCUCUCUACCUCCGCGCUCACACCCAGCCCUCAGAUCACGCAGGGAACGUUACUCAUGGCUCUUCACCCUCACAAUAUAAUACGUCCGCGCCAAAGAGAAAGCACGACGGCAUCACAAGGCUCAACUUCCCCGACUUCGACAUCUUCGCCAUCUACGUCGCGUGGUUGAACAGCGGAGCGAUACAUACGAAGGACGGGCUACGCGGCCAUGGAGUACCCGCGAAUGACACCCUAGCAAUAGCGCAGCAGCGUCUUCGACUUGCGUUUACCGAUUACUUGGGCUUGUAUUUCCUGGGUUGUUGGUUACAAGACGAUGUGUUUAGGGAUUGCUUGGUCUCGGUCAUUGUAUCUUCCAUCAAUGAGGUGGGCCGGAUCGACACCGCUGCACACUCAGCUUCACCUUCGUCUUACUACCGGUUGAGUGUUGAGCAGGCUGCUCAGUGCUUUCUGGAGGCUCUCAAGCCAUCGAUCGUCGACCUCGUACUCACGGAUGAGAAAGCAAGUCUGCACCUCAGGAGACUGAUGUAUGCGGGUAUUAAGAAGUGGGCGGCGCCGGAGCACAUGGGUAUGUGGGUUCCGAAGGAAGGGAGGACGUGCGAGAGGGGGUUUGUGAGGGGGUUGUUGGGGUGGUUGGUCGUUGGUGCGAGGGAGAGAGAUGGUGGUAAACAUCAUUCAGCUAGGGAAGACGGAGACAAAGGGAAGAGUGGGAUAAGCAGUGAGACGGGAGAUGAUGGAUGGACGUCGGUUUCACCCGAUCCCGCUUGGCCUACACCCGAACUCGAAGGGGGCAAUGUGGCCCAAGGUCCACCAGGGUGGGCUCUGCCUAUGCGGGAUAUGUGGACUCCGCAGUCGGAUGUUGAGUGGUCGGAUGCCGGGGCGUCUAGAUGGUCUGGAGCUGAAAGGGGACUGGCUGAAGACGAUGGUGUGGCUAAGCGUGGUUCGGAUGCGGAGUCUUUGGCGGAGAUGUAUGUGGAGUGGCCGGAGAGGGAGGAGGAGGAUACUGUGGUUACUGAUGGUCCUCCAGACAGCUUGGUUAAACAAAUCAUGUAUUCCAGCUAUACCAUGCUCAGUGGUGAAUACCAAAUGAUCGUCCAUGUCUGA